This is a messenger RNA of Paramecium octaurelia, 339 nucleotides long. NCBI's taxonomy places the organism in Eukaryota, Ciliophora, Oligohymenophorea, Peniculida, Parameciidae. The record is from the annotation of a GenBank genome assembly.
AUGCAAAUUUAUAAAAUAGAUCGAUUUUCAUAGUCCUCUUGUAUAUGCAAUUUUUAUAAAUAAACCUUAUAAGCUAUAAUUUCCCUUCUCUAUUUGAUACAACAUUAUAUGUUUUCUCAAAAUUAUAAAGGCUACCUCUUAUCUGCAGAAUUUAAUUUAAAUACUGAGAUAUAACUCAUCUUGACUUUUGUUGAAAGUCUGAUAGAAGCUUUAAAAUAUUUCUACCUAAACUGUUCUAUGUAAUUAAACAAUCACAAUAAUUUCAUUCAAUUUAAACUAGAAAUCAAAAAAAGAAAGCACCUGUUACUAAAUUUCAAAAUAUAGGUAAGAGUAGAUUGA